Molecule: messenger RNA, 1952 nt
Organism: Esox lucius (northern pike)
Lineage: Eukaryota; Metazoa; Chordata; Actinopteri; Esociformes; Esocidae
Product: 4F2 cell-surface antigen heavy chain
Exons: 10
Coding region: 251-1801 (516 amino acids)
Biological process (GO): amino acid transport
Source: RefSeq, a predicted model, not a curated record
AUGAGAUGUUCAGAAUGUGUUGACAGAGUCUGGUGAUAGUCAGCACCUCAAUACUAAUUGCUCCAACCAAGUUUUAAUUCCACAAACACAGGGCCAUCUCACCUCCAGAGCCCAUGGACAUUUAGAUGCCAUGAAAACCCCAGGACCAACUGGUAAUGAGAACACUUGAAGCCGAAGAGGAGAAUAAAGAAAACAAGAACAGAAGAGGACAAUUGUAGCCAGUUACGAGUAGGCAAUAGCCUACUUCAGAAUGGCAUUGAAAGUGGAUGGUAAACCCUGUUACGGCAGCCUAGCAACAGGACCUGGAAUGUCGGGAAGUCUGAGUGAUUCUGAAACGGUCCCUCAUCUAAUCCCGGCUCCCGGUCCAGAGCCACAAAAAUGGCAACCGAUGUCCAAGCAGGAGCUGGAGUUUGCCGCGGGGGGGGCGGGCUGGAGGAAGGUACGCUGUCACCUGGUGCUGGUUUUCUGGCUGUGUUGGCUGGGCAUGCUGGGCGCUGCAAUUACCAUCAUAGUGCAGAGCCCUCGGCCGAUAGCACCGGCGCUACUGUGGUGGCAGAGGGCGCUGUUCUACCGCAUACAGCCUUCAGUAUUCACGGACGCCCAGAAUGAGGUUCCAAGUGGUAUCCACGCUGUGAGUGAGCGGCUGCCCUAUCUGAAGUCCCUGGGCGUGGGGGCCGUGGUCCUAGAGGGGCUGUUUCGCCGGGACGCGUCCCCUCCGAACCUCACGUCGGUAGACGUGGGCACAGUGCCUCAGGUCCAACAGCUGCUCAUGCAGUGCCGCAAAGAAGGCAUCAGAGUAGUGUUGAGCUUCUGUGAGUUGGACCUAUUUGGGCAUCAACACUCUGUAGCCAAUGGCUCUGAUGUGACCUCUGAACUGUCUGGCUCAAUUCAGAAUGCCCUUCGAUUUUGGCUGGAGCAGGGUGUGGCAGGAUUUGAGAUUUGUGACACGGACAUGGCAUAUUCACCAAAGACCCUCACCGAGUGGAGAGUUCUGGUCCAGGAGUUCAGCACGUCAGAUCGUGAACGAAUUGUGUUGGUGAAACAAACCGGAGAGUCUCUGUCUGCGCUGAACACGUUUGGCACAUCAACCAACCACUCAUUGAUGGAGAUGGUUACGAGGUCACUGCUGCCACCAGCACAUCACCUCCUGUCCAGACAAGAAGUGGCUGUUGCCAUGGAUAGACUCCUAUCAACACCACAUGGUGAUAUUUGGCCAAGUUGGACGGUGGGGGGUGAAGCAACGCCGGUGUUUCACAGAAUGCUCUUAGUUCUGAUGAUGACUCUUCCUGGAUCACCUGUUGUCAAGUACGGAGAAGAAAUCGUUCCCUCACCAAAUGUGUCUGCACAGAUUCAGGAACACCAGGCAGACAAGACCCUUGGGCAGGGCGAUUCCGUUGGGGAACGGACACUGAAACAGUCCCCCUCAGCUCUGUUCAGCUCCCUCAGUCACUGUCGCCAAAGAGAAGAAUCCCUCCUUUACGGAGCCUUCACCUUGCUCCCUUUUAACUCCACCUCCCUCUCCUCCUCAAACUCCACCAGUGCCACACAGGGCCCCAAGUCGGCCCCCAUGCUUGCCUUCCUGCGCUCCUGGGGCUGUGUCCACUUCCUGGUUCUGCUUAACUUGGGCACUGAGACCCGAGUCCUGGACCCAGCCUGGGCCCCUAGCCUCCCCCAUGAUGGGGUGUUUGUGACCAGCACAGGGCUGGACCGCCUGGGCACCAUAUCCCUGGAAACACUGAGGAUUCAGCCAGAGGAGGCUGUAGUAAUCAAGCUGUUAGAGCAUCGCAGCUACUCUCCAUAGGGCCUGUUGUCUGGGCUGUGGAAUGUGAGUGAGAGAAUUAAGAUGCUACGUUUUUAGUCAUCUAUUCUGGUGUGCCCACAUUUAAUGUAAGUUCUGACGUAUUUUGAGGCGUGUAUCGGUCUUAAACUAAUAAAUAAUUGUAUUGUGUGAA